CGAACUUCGUGAACAAGUAUUUCAGCUUUCUACAACGGCCCGAAGCAGACUUUACCAAGUGUGCCGCACCAUUGAAGGAGCAGUCAUCUUCUGAAGUUACGGCUUGAAGAAAAAUUGCAAGAUAUAAGUAUAUGUGAAAAUGUAAGAUGAGUUUAUGUGUCAAUGACGUUCUUGCCCAGUACAGAAGUCCGUGCUGCAACCUUUCAAUUUACUACGAGAUUUGAAGAUGAAGAUUCUACUUCGUUGUGACUUUCUCGACUCAACUUCUAACGAAGGGUAUGGGAGUAUCGGGUCUCCUGUGAAAGGUUCAGGCGUGAGCGGCGCUACCCAUCCCGAGGACUUGGAAGCGCAGUCGCUAGCUCCGCUGGAAACUUAUGUCCGACAGAAAAAAAUUGAGUCGAUAUACAAAUUGUGAACUAUGUAUUGGGAUCAGAUAAUUACAACACUUUGUAUAAUUUGCAUACCCGUACCCCCAUCACCAUCUACAUUUCCAUCAUGAUAGUCCUGCCAUCGAAACACACCCUGCUAAUUUGCGACGUUCUUUUGCGUACCGAACUGGCUCUCGGCAAUCUUCUGUUACUCUGGGGCGCGUGCCGCACUAGUUCUUUUAGUUGUCUUGACGGCGAUGCUGUUGGGCACCUUCGUUAUCUACGACCACGUUACCGGACGGGGGAUGGUCGCGGCCUUAUUGCCUAGUUGGCUAGGCCAUGGUAGGAAACGAGGAGGACGAAGAGACAAGAACACAGAGUGGCUUUCGUGGAUAGAAGACUUGGAGCUAUCGUCGCGUGACCUGGCGAACGGUUACCAUGCGAACGGGUUUGCUGAGGUUGAGGCCCUCGUUGGGGAGCAGCAGGAUUUGGGACCGCCGGGCGAACGGCGCCGACCAUCGCAGAAGCGCAAGAGCAGGACACCACAGGAACUGCAAUUAGAAAGGGAGCGAGAAAAACGACAACGAGCUAAUCGAGCCAAACAAUACGUGGAGAAACGCUGGAGAAUAUUCGGGAAUGCUUUGGAACCGCACAAGCGACUUUCGAAGACUCUCAAAACUCUAAGAGAGAUGAAAGCAGAUGAAGAUCAAGGUACCAGUUGGGAGUUUCCUUCAUUUGUCGCUCCUCCGACGAGUAAGAUGCCAGAUGGUGGAGAAGAGGUGGAAGGAGGCAAUGAUGAAGUGCAGGUUUUCCUGUACGAACCGUGCCCGAACGACUUCCUUUCUGAGGCAAAGGAUCGGCGCUUGCCUCGCGGAAAGGCUGGGCAGGCUUGGCAGGAGGCGCUCAACACUGGAGGUUGCGCUGUAAAGCGUUUCGAUGCAUCAAUCCAGCAUAAGCAUGAGGAUCCGGAUUGGCUGCCCAGCAUGUUUGACGAAGCUUACCUUCAAUAUUUGCUUUGGUGGAGCUUUGCGGUUGAGGAGGGGGUCAAUCUCCAAUGUGCUCCGGCAGUGUUCGCUGUUUCGCAGAGCACGCAGUACUUCUACAUUGUCAUGGAAAGAGUGGACAUUUUGGGGAAACAGACAAACAUCUUCAACAUCAUGGAAGAAGAAAGGGCAGGCAGCGUGAACAAGCUCUAUCAAGACCUUCAACCAUUGAACGAUCAAGCCAGGCUGACAGGUGUAGUGGGUUCGGAGAAAUACUUUACACAAGAUCAGUUCACGCACCUGCUUGGUCUCUCUCGCGCCUCCUCUCAGGGUGCUUUCGAAGAGUAUCUGAAAAAACAAGAACUAGUGUUGCCCAGCUCCACUUUGCAGCGUUAUCUCGAGGACCGGUCGACCCGCAUCAUGCUUUUCGGCGGAUAUCAACGAUGUGCUGAGGCUCUGGUCAUUAGCGGAGUUACGCAUCGCGACAUUAAGCUCGAGAACCUAGCGCUUCAUCGCAAACACGUGAGCGUAUUCCAAGACACUUCUGCAACAACGAACGAGCAGGCGAAGGCCCUUUCGAGUCACGUUCGGUUCAUCGAUUUCGGCGCCGCUGGAGUGCAACUCUUUAACCAGGGCCAUGGUCUGGGGGAGGAUGAGAAGAUGGGGAUUCUGGCUCACAUCGAAAAUCCCUUUCCAGGAUCUCUUCACAUUUUUCAUCCGCUUCGUUUCGGGUCGCCACUGUGUCUCUCGGAAAUUGAACAAGAUCCGCAAUAUCCGUAUCAAACGAUGGGGCGCCACCUUGAUUACUGUUAUGUCAUGACGUACUAUUUUCUCAUUACUGGUUAAGGAGUUUCGGAGCACAUAUGUAGUCGGCACUGGUGGCAUGGAGCUAUUUCUGGUCCUGUGGAAUAAUGAUAACGCCAUGUGGCCUGAAGAUGGGUUUGUAAAAUUGGCUAGAAGGUAGCUAUGAUUCUAUGACACUGCAGUUACGUAUAUCAGAAUCCAAUUUCAGAAGCCGCGUAAGAAGGUCUUCUUCCUUCUUCGCCUGGCGUCGAACUUGAAUAUCUACUUCUAGAAAGAGACAACAAAAAGUGUUGGGUGUUUCUUGUAUAUUUGAUAAGUUCUAAUGAUUGGGCGUCAGUAAAGCGUGGGUCGAUGCGCUCAGAGGAUCGAACAGUGACGAGAGUGCAGAGCAUCGGAUGGCUUGGGCUUUUCCCACCGCGGUCCAGCAAUUUGCGUGCCAGCUAUCGAACGAGGCACUGCCGUCUUCGGGCGAAUUUGCGUCCGUCUUCAAUGCGAUGGAGAAGGGAUUCGGCUCUGGGACGGUUCACAUAGAGCAGUCAACAUGGUGGGGACUGCAGGCGUAUGUUUGCGGGAAGGACAGUCGCAAGCUGACAAAGACGUUUGCGCGUUGCUUCGACGGCUACGCUGACGAGUCUGCUCUCCGGAUCAUCAAAGCCAUCGUUAAGGGCAAC
Messenger RNA from Amoebophrya sp. A25, 2826 nucleotides. The record is from the annotation of a GenBank genome assembly. NCBI's taxonomy places the organism in Eukaryota, Dinophyceae, Syndiniales, Amoebophryaceae.